Durio zibethinus is the source of this 1480-nucleotide messenger RNA. RefSeq names its product GPN-loop GTPase 3-like. NCBI's taxonomy places the organism in Eukaryota, Viridiplantae, Streptophyta, Magnoliopsida, Malvales, Malvaceae. The record is from RefSeq and is a predicted model, not a curated record. Gene Ontology annotation, molecular function: GTPase activity.
UGAGUGCCUUCAAAGCCUCGUCUUCAUAGUCUUCUCCUUUACAAUAAAAGCAAAAGCUCCCCUUUCAAUCCCCAUUCUCAAAGCAGAAAAUCAGCAUUCGGGAUUUCAGGUUAUCUAAUGUUGUGUGUGUCUCUCUCACCACUGGUUUAUGGGCCAAUCUGAUUUCUUGAAUUUGUUGUUCGCUGUCGGUGUUUGGUGUAUUGCAUAUGUUACUGUUGCAAUUCUUGCAUCAUUGCGGAUCUUCAUUUCCAUCUGUUCAUUCUGAGUUAGUGAAGCAGCUUGAUAAGUGCGAAAAGCUAUCAUGGGCUAUGCACAACUAGUAAUUGGUCCUGCAGGCAGUGGAAAGUCAACCUACUGCUCUAGCUUGUACCAGCAUUGUGAAACUCUUGGACGGUCAAUACAUAUUGUGAACCUAGAUCCUGCUGCUGAAAAUUUUGACUAUCCUGUAGCCAUGGAUAUAAGCAAGCUUAUUAGUUUGGAUGAUGUUAUGGAGGAGCUUGGAUUGGGUCCAAAUGGUGGCCUUAUAUACUGCAUGGAACAUCUCGAAGAAAACCUGGAUGAUUGGCUGACUGAAGAAUUGGAAAAUUACUUGGAUGAUGACUAUCUAGUAUUUGAUUGCCCUGGCCAGAUAGAACUCUUUUCACAUGUACCAGUGCUCCGUAACUUUGUGGAGCACUUGAAGCGCAAGAAUUUUAAUGUGUGUGCUGUGUACUUGCUUGAUUCACAGUUCAUCACGGAUGUUACCAAGUUCAUAAGUGGAUGCAUGGCAUCCCUUUCUGCAAUGGUCCAGCUUGAAUUACCACAUGUUAAUAUCCUGUCCAAAAUGGACCUUGUAACAAACAAGAGGGAUGUAGAAAACUACUUGGAUCCCGAGCCUCAUCUUCUGCUGUCGGAGUUGAAUGAACGGAUGGCUCCUCAGUUUAAAAAGCUAAAUAAAUCUUUGAUUGAGCUGGUGGAUGAAUAUAGCAUGGUGAGCUUUAUUCCACUUGACUUGAGGAAGGAAAGCAGCAUACAAUAUGUUUUGGCUCAAAUUGACAACUGCAUUCAGUAUGGUGAAGAUGCGGAUGUGAAGAUUAGAGAUUUUGAUCCAGACGAUGAUGAGUAAGGCAUUUUAAUACUUGGUUGCUGUGAAAAUGAUACGCAUGUUCCAAGUUUUCACUCUCUGUAGAUAACGAAAAGAUGGUGGAGAAUGUUAUGGCAAUCUUGAAUGUGCAAUUGGAUUAUUGGAUGAUCAAGUAUUGAACUGAUUUUUACCGAAGGCAAAUUAUGUUGGUCCUAUGAUUGCAUCAUAAUUCAGAUUUCUUCUUGUGCUAGUUUGAUCUCUCUUUUCAUCUUGAAUGUACCUGACUUAAAAGUAAAGGGAACUUGGUUUCUCAACAGCUGAUUGCAAGAAGUGAGCAACUAGGUUUCUCAAUAGAUGCAGCUGUAUUUCCUGAUUAGUUGGUUACUAGUAUUUUACUUGAAUGGAUUCAUAUUUUCG